This is a messenger RNA of Cercocebus atys (sooty mangabey), 3619 nucleotides long. It is a transcript of the gene VIL1, whose product is annotated as villin 1. The transcript has 21 exons. Gene Ontology annotation, cellular component: lamellipodium; cytoplasm; actin cytoskeleton. Gene Ontology annotation, molecular function: actin filament binding; phosphatidylinositol-4,5-bisphosphate binding. NCBI's taxonomy places the organism in Eukaryota, Metazoa, Chordata, Mammalia, Primates, Cercopithecidae. Bases 110 to 2656 code for a protein of 848 amino acids. Gene Ontology annotation, biological process: actin polymerization or depolymerization; cytoskeleton organization; regulation of lamellipodium morphogenesis. The record is from RefSeq and is a predicted model, not a curated record.
UCCUAGGGGGUGGGGGUGGGGACAAAGGUCGCUCUUCUGCAGCCAGCUUGCCACAAUUCCCUGAGAUCUCCCAGGUGGCAGCUGCCUCCCCAAGACAGGCUCACUCACCAUGACCAAGCUGAGCGCCCAAGUCAAAGGCUCUCUCAACAUCACCACCCCGGGGCUGCAGAUAUGGAGGAUCGAGGCCAUGCAGAUGGUGCCUGUUCCUUCCAGCACCUUUGGGAGCUUCUUCGAUGGUGACUGCUACAUCAUCCUGGCUAUCCACAAGACAGCCAGCAACCUGUCCUAUGACAUCCACUACUGGAUUGGCCAGGACUCAUCCCUGGAUGAGCAGGGGGCAGCUGCCAUCUACACCACACAAAUGGAUGACUUCCUGAAGGGCCGGGCUGUGCAGCACCGCGAGGUCCAGGGCAACGAGAGCGAGGCCUUCCGAGGCUACUUCAAGCAAGGCCUUGUGAUCCGGAAAGGAGGCGUGGCUUCUGGCAUGAAUCACGUGGAGACCAACUCCUAUGAUGUCCGGAGGCUGCUGCAUGUCAAGGGCAAGAGGAACGUGGUAGCUGGAGAGGUAGAGAUGUCCUGGAAGAGUUUCAACCGAGGGGAUGUUUUCCUCCUGGACCUCGGGAAGCUUAUCAUCCAGUGGAAUGGACCUGAAAGUAACCGCAUGGAGAGACUCAGGGGCAUGACUCUGGCCAAAGAGAUCCGAGACCAGGAGCGGGGAGGGCGCACCUAUGUAGGCGUGGUGGACGGAGAGAAUGAAUCGGCAUCCCCGAAGCUGAUGGAGGUGAUGAACCAUGUGCUGGGCAAGCGCGGGGAGCUGAAGGCAGCUGUGCCCGACACAGUGGUGGAGCCGGCACUCAAGGCUGCACUCAAACUGUACCAUGUGUCUGACGCUGAGGGGAAUCUGGUGGUGAGGGAAGUCGCCACACGGCCACUGACGCAGGACCUGCUCAGUCACGAUGACUGUUACAUCCUGGACCAGGGGGGCCUGAAGAUCUACGUAUGGAAGGGGAAGAAAGCCAAUGAGCAAGAGAAGAAGGGAGCCAUGAGCCAUGCGCUGAACUUCAUCAAAGCCAAGCAGUACCCACCAAGCACACAGGUGGAGGUGCAGAAUGAUGGGGCUGAGUCGGCCGUCUUUCAGCAGCUAUUCCAGAAGUGGACAGCAUCCAAUCGGACUUCAGGCCUGGGCAAAACCCACACUGUGGGCUCCGUGGCCAAAGUGGAACAGGUGAAGUUUGAUGCCACAUCCAUGCAUGUCAAGCCUCAGGUGGCUGCCCAGCAGAAGAUGGUAGAUGAUGGGAGUGGGGAAGUGCAGGUGUGGCGCAUUGAGAACCUAGAGCUGGUACCUGUGGAUUCCAAGUGGCUAGGCCACUUCUAUGGGGGUGACUGCUACCUGCUGCUCUACACCUACCUCAUCGGAAACAAGCAGCACUACCUGCUCUACAUCUGGCAGGGCAGCCAGGCCAGCCAAGAUGAAAUUACAGCAUCAGCUUAUCAAGCCGUCAUCCUGGACCAGAAGUACAAUGGUGAACCAGUCCAGAUCCGGGUCCCAAUGGGCAAGGAGCCGCCUCAUCUUAUGUCCAUCUUCAAGGGACGCAUGGUGGUAUACCAGGGAGGCACCUCCCGAGCUAACAACUUGGAGCCUGCGCCCUCCACACGACUGUUCCAGGUCCAGGGAACGGGCGCCAACAACACAAAGGCCUUUGAGGUCCCAGCGCGGGCCAAUUUCCUCAAUUCCAAUGAUGUCUUUGUCCUCAAGACCCAGUCCUGCUGCUACCUAUGGUGUGGGAAGGGCUGUAGCGGAGACGAGCGGGAGAUGGCCAAGAUGGUUGCUGACACCAUCUCCCGGACGGAGAAGCAAGUGGUGGUGGAAGGGCAGGAGCCAGCCAACUUCUGGAUGGCCCUGGGCGGGAAGGCCCCCUAUGCCAACACCAAGAGACUACAGGAAGAAAACCUGGUCAUCACCCCCCGGCUCUUUGAAUGUUCCAACCAGACUGGGCGCUUCCUGGCCACAGAGAUCCCUGACUUCAAUCAGGAUGACUUGGAAGAGGAUGACGUGUUCCUACUAGAUGUCUGGGACCAGGUCUUCUUCUGGAUUGGGAAACAUGCCAAUGAGGAGGAGAAGAAGGCUGCAGCCAUCACCGCGCAGGAAUACCUCAAGACCCAUCCCAGCGGGCGUGACCCCGAGACCCCCAUCAUUGUGGUGAAGCAGGGAUACGAGCCCCCCACCUUCACAGGCUGGUUCCUGGCUUGGGAUCCCUUUAAGUGGAGUAACGCCAAAUCCUAUGAGGACUUGAAGGUGGAGCUUGGCAACUCUAGGGACUGGAGCCAGAUCACUGCUUUCACAGGCUUACAGAGGGAACAAGACAGAGCUAACUCUGAGGAAUGUGUCCAGAAUUCAAGAGAGGUCACAAGCUCGAAAGUGGACGUGUUCAAUGCUAACAGCAACCUCAGUUCUGGGCCUCGGCCCAUCUUCCCCCUGGAGCAGCUAGUGAACAAGCCUGUAGAGGAGCUCCCCGAGGGUGUGGAUCCCAGCAGGAAGGAGGAGCACCUGUCCAUUGAAGAUUUCACUCAGGCCUUUGGGAUGACUCCAGCUGCCUUCUCCGCUCUGCCUCGAUGGAAGCAACAAAACCUGAAGAAAGAAAAAGGACUAUUUUGAGAAGAGGAGCUGUGGUUGUAAAGCAGUACCCUACCCUGAUUGUGGGGUCUCAUUUUCUCACCGAUAUUAGUCCUACACCAAUUGAAGUGAAAAUUUGCAGUUAAAGUUUGUGCCUAUGAGCACAAACUUCUGUGGCAAAUGCCACUUUUGUUUAAUAAUGUACCUAUUCCUUCAGAAAGAUGAUUCCCCAAAAGGAGCCUAUGGUCCUCAUUUCAACUUCUAAGAAGGUCGCUAGAUUGUUUCUAUCCUGAGGUAUUGCAUCAUUUUUAAUACUCCUGUUCUAGAGUCUUCUCUUCUUAGAAGAGCACAAACGCUCCAUGGAACAUUAGAGUUCUGAGGCACUACCCUACCUAGCUUGUCCUCUAUCAUGACUCAUUUUUAUCUAUGGCAGGUAGGCUGAAGCAUUUUGCAGAUUUACGUCUUCCCCAGAGUAACAGCUUUUCCUUUUCACAUUUACUUUCCUUACUGCCUUACUCAGUGGGUAAGUUAAAGGGUUGAAGGAGAGUUGAAUGGUCCACAAGACUACCCUCUAGGAGGUUUCACAAAUACCAAACAGUACUGUGAGAGCAGCACAUCCACUGGGGCUAGGCUUGAGACCUAAAGGCAAGUAAGAAAUGCAUAUGCUAUUUCACUUCUUCUCCCAACCCUUAAUAAUAAGGCAAAGGAAGAGCUUAGUGAAGGCCAAUGCUAGGUUUACAAACUUACCCAGAAGCCUCCGCAAAGCUUCACAGGCUCCUCAGAUGAAAAUAACAAUAAUCAAUGGGGACUACGGCCAAACACUGGUUUGCCAUUCUGUUCCUUUUAAGAAGUAACAACGCUGCAAGGAAGUCCAUGUCAGAAAGUCAACAGAAGGUGAUUUCCACAACUUUGAAUAGGUUGUUAUAAGUAUCAGCAAGAAUGUGUCCUUUUCAGAAAUAACAGUCAAAUCAACAGAAGGUUAAUAAAGGCUUUAAUUUCAUACAC